GUCAAGGGGGCGACUAUCUUUCUCUGCGCGCAAACCCAAACGAGCCCCUGAAUUAAAAAUAAAAAAGAAGCCAAUGAAAAAAUCCUUCACGGAUAAGCAAACUCCUUCGCGUUCCCUCCCCUGUGUUGUCAUCGAAAGGAAUGUUACUCCGCGUAGCAGACAGUUAACAGCUUCAAAAUCAAAAGUCUCCUUAUUUGUUUGGUGUAUAAGUUGCGCGAUUGGCUUGUCUUCUGAUCUUGUUCGAUCAUGUCGGUCCUCGAUUCCUUCUUCAACAAAGGCUUUAAAGCAGCUAAAUGUAAAACCCUACUUAAAUUGACAAUUCCGCGAAUAAGGUUGCUUAGAAACAGGAGGGAGAUUCAGAUAAAGCAGAUGCGUCGCGACAUUGCUAAGCUUCUUGAGACUGGUCAAGAAGCAACUGCUCGUAUUCGGGUAGAGCAUAUAAUAAGAGAAGAAAGUAUGAUGGCUGCUCAAGAGAUCCUUGAGCUAUUCUGCGAGCUUAUUGCUGUCCGCCUUCCAAUUAUUGAGACACAAAGGGAAUGUCCUCUAGACUUGAAAGAAGCAAUAUCGAGCAUUUGUUUCGCUGCACCCAGAUGUGCAGAUCUACCAGAGUUGCUGCAGGUUCAAAUGCUAUUUGCCACCAAAUAUGGGAAGGAAUUUGUAUCAGCUGCAGCUGAACUCAUGCCAGAUUGUGGUGUUAAUCGCCAGUUAAUUGAAUUGUUAUCUAUUCGUGCUCCUUCCUCUGAAUUAAAAUUGAAGCUUCUAAAGGAAAUUGCUGAAGAGCACGAGUUAGAUUGGGAUCCAGCUGCCACUGAAACUGAGUUUUCCAAAGCACAUGAUGAUUUGUUGAAUGGGCCGACACAGUUUGUCAGUGGUUCUAAAUUGCCAUUACCUAAAGAGAAACACGAAACAAUGUCCUCCUCUGCUGAACCAGCAUCCAAUGAACAUCCUGAUACCGGUGCAGAAUUUGACCCACUAGAUUUUCCUGAAGUUCCUAAGGUGUUAGUAAAGCCAAGUCUAGUUGCAUCAGCAUCGGCAGUGACUGCACCUAGGUCACCUGCUUCACACUCGGAAGAAACUGAUUCCGAGUCAUCAAAACAUUCUGGAGUUUCUGAAUAUAAAUUGCAAGAGUCACGUAUGGAACCUGAAGAUUUGUUCCAAGAAAGAUCAGUGUCUGACAAAGACGAAAAGCUGAAUAAGCUUGGUGGGGACAAAGAUAAGCAGUUUGUGCCAUUCACCUCACCCCCAGCGGUUGCUUCUGCAUUAUUUUCUGCCAGACAUGGAAGUUCAUCACUUGCCCCUCUAAGGACAACAAGCGAUGCAAAUGUGGACUUGCAGGAUGUUAUAGCUGCUGCGGAGGCUGCUGCUGAAACUGCUGAGCGUGCAGCAGCAGCAGCUCGCUCAGCCGCAAGUCUUGCACAGGUCAGAAUUGCUGAACUUACAAAGAAAAGGAAUGAUAAGGUCUCUGACAGUACAUGUGAGAAUCCAUUUUAUACAGGUAGUCCUGAACAAUCUCCGAUAAGGGAGAAGCCACAGUUUGGUCAGCAGAACUGUCUUGGUGAUACCAACAAUGUUCUGGAAUCCUUGAGUUGCUCUGAAAUUCAUGAAGGGCGUCAGGAAUCAGAAUCCCCCAACAUUCAUUCUAUUGAAAAACACAAAAUGAGGUUUGAUUCUCCUACUUUGGAUGAGCAUUUUCAUGAUCAUGAUUCCGCUGAUCGCCAGCCACAGAGAUCAACCUCCAUGGAUGAUGAUUCCUAUUUCUCAUACCCAAAUUUGUUUACUUCACAGAAUUCAAAUCUUGGGUCUGGUUCUCAUCAUUUUACAGACAAUACGCGAUCCAAUUAUAUUUGACUCCUUUAAACUUUGUUAAUCUCAUUCCUUAGAUCUUGCUGGUGGGUGGAUUUAAUUUUUUCAAGAUUUCUUGUAAAGAGAGAGGUUUGUAGCGAUUGUAUGAUAUGCCUAUAUUAUGCCUGGUAUUGAUGAAUUUAGCAUAAACAUUUUCCGUU
This is a messenger RNA of Carica papaya (papaya), 2003 nucleotides long. Its product is annotated as Regulator of Vps4 activity in the MVB pathway protein. Lineage: Eukaryota; Viridiplantae; Streptophyta; Magnoliopsida; Brassicales; Caricaceae. Gene Ontology annotation, biological process: protein transport. The record is from RefSeq and is a predicted model, not a curated record.